Molecule: messenger RNA, 351 nt
Organism: Sorex fumeus (smoky shrew)
Lineage: Eukaryota; Metazoa; Chordata; Mammalia; Eulipotyphla; Soricidae
Gene: CIMIP5
Product: chromosome unknown C2orf50 homolog
Exons: 3
Coding region: 1-351 (116 amino acids)
Source: RefSeq, a predicted model, not a curated record
AUGGCAGGCGGGGGUCUUCCUGCGGGGCCCAGGACAGAGUGGGCAGCCCUGAGCAGCGUGCAGCAGGACCAGCUGUGGAGGGAGCGGCUGCUGGCUGAGAGGCAGAGCCAGAGGCGCUGGGCUCAGAAUUGGAGCUUCCUGAGAGAUUACGACCCGCUGGGUAACAGGAAGGAGCCGGUGCAGCUGCCCGAGCACGUGCCUCUCUUCUCGGACACGGUCCCUAAUGCCUCGAGCCAGGUGGUAGGCAGCAGACUGGGCACGGCCCUGGGCCAGACCCUCGCCCGCAUGGACCUGCGCUUCGUGGAGGGGGCGCGGAAGAAGAAACUGGACGAGGAGCUGCAACCAGUGUAG